Messenger RNA from Ipomoea triloba (trilobed morning glory), 1895 nucleotides. RefSeq lists its product as uncharacterized. The record is from RefSeq and is a predicted model, not a curated record. Gene Ontology annotation, molecular function: cadherin binding. Lineage: Eukaryota; Viridiplantae; Streptophyta; Magnoliopsida; Solanales; Convolvulaceae. The transcript is spliced from 4 exons. Gene Ontology annotation, cellular component: nucleoplasm; mitochondrion. Bases 806 to 1552 code for a protein of 248 amino acids.
GGGUAGGAAUAGGGAUUUAUCAAGGUCUCGAUCGAGGUCUCCGGCGUAUCGGAGGAGAUAUUCGCGGUCUCCGUCGCCGGCGAGACAUAGGUAUAGCCGGAGAAGCCGGAGAGAUGGGAGCCGAUCCCCUUAUUCUUAUAGCAGGUGGUACCGAUUAUUUUCUCAGAAGUUGGUGUGGUAUUUCUUUACUUGCAUUAAUUUUAUCUUAAUGGAUAUGCUGUUGAAAACCUCAUGAGCUAGUUUAGAUCGCAUACACUGGCAUUUUUCGUGAAACUAAUUUUGUUUAUCUCGGAAUUUGUUGUCACCGAUGAGCUUUUUUGUUCGCCUGAGCAUAUGGAUACUUCACUGAUGUUCCUAGUUUAUGGCCGUAUUUCUUCUGUCUUCAAUAAUCUCGCAGAUGCUUAUGAAAUACCAAGUCUAGUAUUGUUGUAUCAUGCUGCUGUUUCUAAGAGUUUCCAGUCCCUCAUUUUGGUCUUCUUCUUCUGCAUUCUUAUGGUUAAUGCCUCAUGCUUUGCUCAAGUAUUGUGCCCCUGCUCCUGUGAUUAAACAUUAGUGCCUGGACCAGCGAAUUUGGAAUUUGCCUACUAUUAUGUAUUAUGUUAUGAAUGAAUGAAUUCAUUGAGUGGAGUACUGGAGCUUCGGCAGUUUAGCCUAAUAAAAGAACCUAACUGUAAUAAGUGACAUUUUUUUUCAUGAGUGAAAUUAAGAAAGUCAACUGGUUCCCGUCAUUGGGGAGGAAUUGAAGCAGGUGAUGGGUGCCGAUAGGUGUCCUUCAGUUGACUUUAACAGUUGUCUAUGAUAAAAGAUGGAGCUCGAGGUUAAUUCUUGGCAAUUGAGAAGACAAAGAAGCCGUUCAUUGUCCUCAAGACACCGCAAAAGUCAUUCUCCUUCUCCAAGGCAAGACAGAAGUCGCUCCCAAACAUUAAGGAGUCGUAUGAGGCAAAGAAAUAGAAGUACCUCGUUGUCUCCUAUUGGUAAAUCUCCAUGUUCAAGUGUUGGAUCAAAAGAGCGCAAGGAUGUCAGUGAAACAUUAAGAAAAGAGGAAGUGGAAAAGGACAAAAGAAGGCGGCAACAGGAGGCAGAAUUAAAAUUAGUAGAAGAAGAAACUGCAAAGCGAGUUGAAGACACAAUUAGGAAGAAAGUCGAAGAGAGGUUGAACUCUGGCGACAUUAGGCUAGAAAUUGAUAGGCGGCUAGAAGAAGGUCGAAAGAAGGUCGUCUCAGACGUUGCUGCUCAGCUCGAAAAAGAGAAGGAAGCGUAUCUGAUUGAGUUAAGACGAAAAGAGGAACAAGUUCAGAAAGAGAGAGAAGAGGUGGACAGGAUGGUUGAGGAGAAUCGGCGGAAGGUAGAAGAAGCACAGAGAAGGGAAGCUUUGGAGCAGCAAAGGAGAGAGGAAGAACGUUACAGGGAAUUAGAAGAGAUACAAAGACAAAAAGAGGAGGCUUUGCGGAGGAAGAAACAGCAAGAAGAGGAAGAACGUGCCAAAUUGAUGAAAUUAUUGGGCAAGAACAAAUCCCGCCCUAAAUUAUCCUUCGCGCUGGGUUUGAAAUGACCAAACGGCCGACGUUGGUGACUUGGCUGUGUCCCAAAAGUGUUGAAAUUUUGAUUUCAAUGAUAAGUCAGGCAAAGUGGUCUUUUCCACUUUGUAUUUUACUUGCCUCUAGUCUACUGCUUUCCUUUUUCCACACCUAAGAACCAACUGUUUGUUUUUUUUUUUUUUUUUUGAUAAUCCUAAGAACCAACUGUCAUUCACCCAGAAACCAACUUAGCUGUCUGGGCAAGCAGUCUCUUUAUUUUCAGUGCAAGUGUUAUUCACAUAGGAACCAACUGAACUGUCCGUGACAGCCAUCUUUGUAUUUCCCGUGUAUAAUGAAACGGUGGUAGCUAUUAGCUAA